Molecule: messenger RNA, 2581 nt
Organism: Gasterosteus aculeatus aculeatus (three-spined stickleback)
Lineage: Eukaryota; Metazoa; Chordata; Actinopteri; Perciformes; Gasterosteidae
Source: RefSeq, a predicted model, not a curated record
CCAACCUGAUAUUAAAUGGGGACACAACAUCACAGGAGAAAGGCCUUUAGGCAGCAGAUAACACCGCGACACCGCGGCGCCGCCACUCCGAGCCGCCGGGGGUCGCUGCACUCUGCGUCACUAACGCUGUUCCACGAAGGCCGAGGCAGCUGCGGCUCUAAUGAGGAGCAGCUGAACCUGCGUCGCACGAGAAGCCUUCAUCCAGUCGACGAUUUGACUUCGAUUAAUCACCCUCAUCCAAAGAUGGUUCGACCACAUUUUGGACCACCUCGUUUGAAGUCCAGACCUUAUGGAGAUGGUCACAGCAUUGGACCCAAUGAUAGGAAUUACAGCCCCCACUCCAAAGGUCGAAGAGAUGUCCAAGGGUUCCCGGCAAAGGCCCCUUUUCACUGGAGAGAUUCCAGAGGCAGAGGACGCCCCCCCGUCGUCAAAAGAGUCCCCCUGAUGGGGGAGCAAAGGGAGCCACGUUUCAAUCACUGGAGGGCCCAGAAUCAGGAUUCCUUUCAAUCGUACCCUCCCAAAAUGGAACCACACCACAACCAGAGGAGGUCUCCAUUCAGGCAGAAUCGCUCCCCUCACAGCCAGCAUCAUUCAUCCUCUCGCAGUCCCGCACAAGGAUCCCAGAAUCAAAGGGGCCCGCCUUUCCACGGCCACCCCUCGGGUCACAGAUCACCCUCCCCGAGACAUUUCCGCGGCCAGCCGCCUGAUAGGAGGCCAGGCUCUGCACCAGCUUACCAGGGGUCUUUCAGGGGCCACAAAAGGCAGUCAGGUUUUCAACAUCAGGAGCAGCGGAAUCGAGACCCUCGUGGGAAUUUCAGCCCCAGAGAAAGGCCCUAUGAGCACUCGGGUCACGGCAUGAAGCGCUGGAACGAGGCCGGAGGGUUCUCUCACCCUCACAAUGGAGAGAUGCAUGGGAGAGGCUCAUGUCCAGAGAGGUGGUCAUCCGAGCAAGACUCCAGGCGUCAGCGCGGUCCGGUGGAGAGGCAGGGCAGCAGAUCCCACAGUAGGGAGAGGGCACAGAAUGCCCCCCACCCACCCCCUUUCAGAUCCCCCUCAUGGAAAGGGGGUCCGUCGCCAUCGUCCUCGUACCACAGGAACCCUCAGGAGAGGCAAGUGGCGGGACCCCGCAAGAGGAGGAUAUCAGACAUCAGCCCGCCCUCGUCGGACCUGGCGCCGGAGCACGGCGUUCAAAAACAGCCGAGGAGAGAGAGGCCCCAGCUGCUCAGUAUGCCCCGGCCGUUUGGUGGUAAACCUGUGUCUCUUAGGGAUAGAAGUUACCUGGUUAAGAGCAGUCAGGUGCGAGCUGAGUCUCUCAUGCGGCUCAGAAUACCGCCGACGGUGAGACCCGGGCCUGACCCGGACGACCCCUCGUCGCGGGACAAUGCCAGCUCUGUCCUUGCUAUCAGGAAAAAGCGUUUCCAGUCAAAUGCGGUCCCCCUGAAAAAGGUGGAGCCGAGGAGAGGCAGACCCCAACAGUCGCCCCCCGGGGAUGAAAGCAAUACCAGCAAGUCGUCAAGGGACUCUGACUCAGGCAAAGAACAGGUGGAGUCUCGCCGGCCCGUGAAGCCACACAGGUCGUCUUCUCCAAUAGAGAAGCGGGACCUCGUGGUGUUGUCCCACUGGCCUCCCGGGCCGAGCUCCUCCAAGGACUGCUCGCCUGCCAAAGAGCGCAGCCCAAAGAACGACCGCAGUCCAGAUCCAGAUGCCACACCGAACAGCCGACUCUCGAAGACUACUGAUUCCAGAUCGUCGCCUGAAGACCGGAGACCAGGCUACAUGGACAAGAGGAUGUUCAGGCCCUUCAAUAUGGUGCAGGAGAGCUACAGACCCGGGAGGCCCUUCAGGAGACCAGGACAAGGACCCAUGCAGAGGCCGCGGUUCACUGGUGGCCCAAGGAAGACGGGCCCCGAAAUGUCAGGAAAUAUUAGACGGCCGCUCAUGGAGAGCCUAGUGACGCGUCCCUUCCCAAAUCAGAGGCCAGUGUUCAGAAAGAGCCACUGCAUCAUGUCCAAGUACCGCACCAUGAGGGUGAUGCGUCAGCGCGUGCCGUACAACCGAGGGCCCAACCAGCAGCGCUGGUGACGACCUCCGUUGACGCUCACAGCUUGCAGACAUGAUACUGGCGAAAGUUAACCACCAUCAACAUCGUCUCUGCCGUGUGGACUGCACCAGACCGUCUCACUGCACCACCUGCCUGUAUAUUGUAGAAGUAUUGUCGCUUGUAUUUGUUUUCUGGUACUUUUUUCAUUUGCAUCUUUAAGGUAUUGCAAUAUUUCUUUUGUAACAUAUGCCAUGGCGUCCCAUCUCUUUUCUUGUGUAUAAUCACGCCUGUUACGUUCGCACUGUUCUUUUCAAUACGUUUUUUUUGGUUGACCAGCAGGAAUCAGUUUUGUGAAAUCCAGGAAACGUUUACUUUACAAUCUAAAAUGAACUGUUUCUGAAGAUUAAUCACCUGACAUGUCCUGUUUGAGUAAUGGGGGUCUUGAUUAGACGCCGCUUGUUUAAUGACACUUAGCGACUGCUUGUAAAACUUGUAUAAUCACAUGUUCGAACUUGAAAUAAAAACAUAUUUAACAAGCUC